This is a messenger RNA of Prosopis cineraria, 1420 nucleotides long. Its product is annotated as polyadenylate-binding protein-interacting protein 9-like. The coding region runs from base 287 to 1174 and encodes 295 amino acids. The record is from RefSeq and is a predicted model, not a curated record. Gene Ontology annotation, molecular function: RNA binding. The transcript is spliced from 10 exons. Lineage: Eukaryota; Viridiplantae; Streptophyta; Magnoliopsida; Fabales; Fabaceae.
CACCCCCUCCCCCCCCCCCCCCCUCUCUCUCCAAUUACCCCAUACUUACUCCUUCCUUCGCCUCUUGCUCUGAUACUUCAUUUCAAAACCCUAGUUCUUUUUCCAAUUUCUGAGCCCACGUCAAAUGGGUUUUCGUUUGUGAAGGUUUUUAAUAACAGUGGAUUUUAAUCUGACCGCAUUUAUGCUUUUGUAAAGAAUUUCUACCUCUAUAUAUUUUAGUUUAAAAAACAUCAUCUUUAAGUUUUCAUACUGUAAAUUAUUGCGGCUGCUUUGGUGGUUCGAUUCUAUGGCUGCAGUUGCUGAGAUUUCCGGUGAUUCAGCCGCUGCCACCAAAUUGGACUCAAAACCGAAGCCCGAUACCGAAUUUAAUGUACAGAAGCUGGUUGAUAUGUUUACAAAGCUGAAUCCUUUGGCUAAAGAGUUUUUCCCAUCAUCGCACUCUCAUAAUCAUCUUCCUCAUCUGAGCUCUAAUCAGUUCUUUCCCCACAAUUUUCUGCUUAAGCCAUCUGACAAUGACAAUUACUCAAACAACCGAAGGAGAAGAAACAAUUUCAAUCAGGGAAGAAGGCUGAAUGGAAGAGUGCACAAGGCCCAAAGGGAAGACAGCAUUAGAAGAACAGUAUAUGUUUCUGAUAUCGAUCAGCAUGUAACUGAGGAGCGGCUUGCUGCCUUAUUUUCAAGUUGUGGGCAAGUAAUUGAUUGCCGAAUUUGUGGUGAUCCACAUUCAAUCCUUCGUUUUGCAUUUGUGGAGUUUGCAGAUGAACGAGGUGCAAGAGCAGCUCUAAACCUCGGUGGCACUGUACUUGGCUACUAUCCAGUCAGGGUUCUUCCUUCAAAAACUGCUAUUCUUCCUGUGAAUCCUACAUUCCUACCCAGGUCAGAUGAUGAGCGGGAGAUGUGUAGCAGGACUGUUUAUUGUACAAAUAUUGACAAAAAGAUUUCUCAAGCUGAAGUGAAGAAUUUUUUUGAAACAGCUUGCGGAGAGGUUACACGCUUGAGGCUUUUAGGGGAUCACGUGCAUUCAACGCGAAUUGCUUUUGUAGAAUUUGCAAUUGCAGAAAGUGCCAUUGUUGCUCUAAAUUGUAGUGGGAUGCUCCUGGGAACUCAGCCUAUCAGGGUAAGUCCUUCAAAGACACCUGUGAGGCCAAGGAUUGCCCAUCCAAUGUCACGUUGACUGCUUGGUCCGGUCCAAUGCUUAGAGAGACAAUUUAGUCAACUUUUCAGCUGAGAGAUGUGUAGACUGAAAGGGGCGGUGAAACUUCCCUUUGUUUCAGUAUUUCCAUCUUUUCUGUCAACAGCAGUUGCUGUUUGUUGCCUGAGUUUACCAUGUUUGGCUCUACUUAAAGACUUAAAGUUACCAUCUUGAUCUUUUAAAUGUUUGACCAUAUCUUCGGUUUAAGUGGGCUAGUUCUUUUAUUUA